This is a messenger RNA of Closterium sp. NIES-67, 2407 nucleotides long. The record is from the annotation of a GenBank genome assembly. NCBI's taxonomy places the organism in Eukaryota, Viridiplantae, Streptophyta, Zygnematophyceae, Desmidiales, Closteriaceae.
UCGCCAUUGCUUCCACAGUUAACAUUUUUCCUUAUCAUUGCCUACUAAACAAUCAAUCGCUCACGGCAGGAGGACGCGGUUCUGCUGCGCCAUGCGCUGCACUGUGGCACGAGGCAGUGGGGCGAGUUGGGGAGGAGUGGUCAGCUGAAGAGGACCAACAAGUCGUGCUGUAACCGUUACAUCUUCCUCAGAAGGAAAUUCGUCCAACGCUUUCAGGAAAUUCUCCUGAGAGAACACUUGGGAGGCAGUGCCUUCCCCCAGCACACAGCCCUGGCGGCGCACGACCAGUUGCUGCUGAGGCGUGACGGUCAGCAGCAGCAAUACUCGCACCAGCAGCACAGACAGCAGCACCAGCAGCAGCAGCAGCAGCACCACCAUCCGGAGCAGCAGGCUGGCGUGGGUUCACUCGGGUCAGCAUCGCCUGCUCGUACUUUCGGUGGGCUGUCGUUUGACGAGUGCAGGAGCGUCUUCCUCUCGCCUAAUGCCCGCCGCCCUACAGCCCAGGCGAGCCUUGCGACUGCCUUCUGCGCUGCUGCUGCUGCUGCUUCCGAUGCCGCUGCUCUCUCCACUGCUACUGCUGCCCCACUUGCCGCCACCCCCACUGCUGCUGCUGCUGUCUUCAGUGUUGCCUCUUUCCCCGAUCCCGCUCUUGUCUCCAGUGCUGGGUCAUUCAAUGCCGCUUUUCCCAAUGCUUCCGCUGCCUGCAAGCUGCCCAUGAAGCGAACGAGGGAGGACUACGGCGGGCUUCUGGCGGACCCAUCCCUGUCGGGUCUGGCUGGGAGUGGGUGGGCCAGCCGCACGCUGCACCACUCGCAGUCCUUGGAAGAUCUUUUCCUGCAGCAGGAAGGAGAGAGAAGCGAAGUGCAGGCAGCGCUGUGGGCUCGCGUGGUGUCAGAGAGCGCCCUUCCUGACGAUGUGCUGUUGGGUUUUAGCAGCGAGGACCCUGGCGUCAGCGUGCCUUUUGCAGCACUGCCAGCGCCACUGCCAGCCCCUUUCUCCGCCCAGCCACCACAGGCAGCAGCACUGCCAGCGCCACUGCCCACCCAACUCGCAGCUCCAACUGGUGUUGUUCCCAGGGAAAUUCGCAGCUGCUUGGGAGGGACGCUCUCCAUUGAGAAUGAUUCUGCGGGGCAGGAGAUGCUGGCCUUCAUGGGCGCAUGCAGCACAGUGCCAGAAAUCGACCCUCUGUUUCUCGACACGCAUGUGGCUUACCCGUGCCUGCAUGGGGCUGCCUCCCGUGCCUGCAUGGGGCUGCAUGUAGGCAACCCGUGCCUGUUUCUUGACUCGGCCGUGGCACACCUGUGCCUGCCUACUCCUGCCUCCUACCUGCUCACUGAGGCCAGAGAGGCCAGUGAGGCUAGUGAGCAACAGGGACGGCCGCUGGCAGGCUGCCUUCCUGAGCCAACGCUGCCAGAGUGGGCGCUGGAGCAGGGAGGGACGGGGGAGAAAGGUGGUCAAGAGCACAGGCAUCAGCACCCAGUGGGGCAAGGAGUGGGUGUGGAAGGAGUCAGUCUUCCGCAGAGGCGCCACCAGCAGCAAUUGAAUGGCCAUCAGCAUGUGGAGCUCGAACGCAUUCCCUCGAUGUCAUCGCACCACCAGCCACUGCCAGAGCCACAUCCACAACCACUGUCGGAGCCGCUGCCUCUGGAACAGACAUUGGCGCUGGCACCGUCACAGGCAUUAGAACAGGCAUUGGCGCUGGCAUCGUCACAGGCAUUGGAACAGGCGUUGGGACUGACCGUUACAGGCUUUGGAACAGGCUUUUGCACUGGCACCGUCGCUGGCUCUUGGAGCAACCAAUUCUAACCCCCUAGGAUCACACUACAUGCCCUCUACCCCCAGCGGCUCACACAUGCAUGCUUCCAGAUGACCAGGCCCUGCUCCGCUGCAGAGCCCUAGAUCUCUUCACCAUCUCUUCACCAUCUCGCAUGCCUGCUGCCCCGCCGCACUUACAGCCACGCCAUACCUUGCUGUGGGAGUCCCUAACCCCUUCACCAGCCCUCAUGACCCAGCACCAGCUCCUUGGCCCAGUGCGGCUAAUGCUCUGGGAGGUGAUGAGGCUUCUUUGCAAGCCACAAUAGCUCCUGGCAUCGACCCAAAUGUGCUCGCCUCAACUAAUUUGUUUGACCUUGGUGGAACGACUGACUUCACUCCGGUCCGGAGUAGGGUCGCUGGGAUGGGAGCAUGAUUAUCCAUUGAGAAGCUUUGCAUGCACCCCUCGGCUUUCCAGAUACAGGCAUGUGCCAACCUGAGAUGGCACCAUCCGCACAUACACUCCAGAUUCAUCCGGGUAUUUCAGGGUGACCGAACUGUCAAACAUAUAUUGUGUGUUUCUAUAGGCUAUAUAGGGUUGUACCUUAGGGAGUACAACCCAUUAGGUUACAUUCCCUUGUAUACCUUGUUCUAU